AUGCUCGUGAUGAAUAAAGAAGAGGCAAUAUUUCGUUCAGCGGAUAUGACAUAUAUCGAGUUAUAUAUUCCGUUGGAAAUUUCACGAGGUGUUGUCUGUGUUUUGGGGAAUUUGGGUAGUGUAAUGUUAAAGGAUAUGAACAAAGAUUUGAAUACUUUUCAGAGAGGUUACGUGAAUCAGAUUCGAAAGUUCGAUGAAAUAUCCAGAUUCAUCGAAUAUUUAAACGAGGUGGUACAGUGGCAUAAGACUGCGAUGUGGGAAUAUACUUAUCGAUCUUUAGCCCAGGAUGGAGAGACCGAGGGUCAGCCCACAAUGGCACAGGUGAUUGAAACGAUGCAUACACAUUCAAUUGAUUCUGUGAAUGAGAUUACGGAUGAGAUAACACAGUUUGAAGGACGGGUGAGACGUUUGAAUGACUCCCUGGCUGAUUUAGAGGGACGUUUAAAUACGUUAUUAAUACAUCGGAGAGUUUUGUUUGAGUGUGCUAGGUUUUUGGAAGUUCAUCCCGGAAUAACAAGUAGAUUACCUGUCCAAGACAGACACGAUCUUGAAGUUGAGGACUUUGAACUGACCCAAGUUGAAACAGAUGAAAAUCUCAGUCAAUUAUCUUUUGAUCUUGCAGAUGAUGCCGAAACCCAACUAGCCGGCGAUUCUCAAACCUUACUAGAACAUACUGUUAGAAACAGAUUCAUAAUAACAGGUUCCAUUAAUAGGUCAAAGGUUGAAACCUUAAACAAAAUUCUCUGGAGGUUAUUACGUGGCAACCUUUUCUUCCAGAAUUUCCCUAUAGAUAGAACUUUGCUUGAACAUAAUGAAGAGGUAGAGAUAGACUGUUUUAUUGUAUUUACUCAUGGAGCAGUAUUGGUUAAUAGGGUAAAGCGUGUAAUAGAAUCAUUAAAUGGCAGUAUCUUUCCAUUCAACCCUUCACAAUCAUCAAUACAACAAUUAAAUGAUAAAAUAUCUGAUCUCAAACAAGUUUGUUCGACAACUGAACAGACAUUACACACUGAGUUGUUCCUUGUUUCGAAACAAUUAUCUAUAUGGAACACGGUGAUGCAGAGGGAAAUAUACAUCUAUGCCACGUUAAAUUUAUUCAGACAAGAGUCACAGGGACUAGUUGCCGAAGGUUGGCUUCCCACUUCUGAAUUAUCCGAUGCUCAAGCGGCAUUGAGAGAAUACGGAGAAAGCGUCGGAUCAGCAAAUACUGCCGUUUUGAAUGUCAUAUCAACUACCAGAACACCCCCUACUUAUCACCGGACCAAUAAAUUUACCCAACCAUUUCAAACUAUUAUUGAUGCAUAUAGCAUUGCCACAUAUAAAGAAAUUAACCCUGGAUUAGCUACUAUUGUUACAUUCCCCUUUAUGUUUGCCAUAAUGUUUGGCGAUACAGGCCAUGGCAUAAUUAUAUUUCUUGCAUCGUUGUAUUUGGUUUUCAAUGAAAAGCAGUUAAAUACUAUGAAAAUGGGGGAAAUAUUUGAGAUGGCAUUCUCUGGCAGGUAUGUGCUUCUUUUGAUGGGUAUUUUCUCGAUUUACGUUGGUUUAAUAUACAAUGAUAUAUUCUCUAAGUCCAUGACUUUGUUCCAUUCUGGUUGGCGUUGGCCCACUGAUUUUAAAGAGGGUGAGACUAUCGAAGCCACUAAAAUUGGCAUUUACCCAUUCGGGUUAGAUUCUGCAUGGCAUGGUUCCGAGAACAGUUUACUUUUUACUAAUUCUUAUAAGAUGAAAUUGUCAAUUUUGAUGGGAUUCAUUCAUAUGUCAUACUCCUAUGUGUUCUCAUAUAUCAAUUAUCGCUAUAAGAAGUCGAAAAUUGACAUCCUGGGCAAUUUUAUUCCAGGUCUAAUAUUCAUGCAAUCAAUUUUUGGAUAUUUGUCUUGGGCUAUUGUCUAUAAAUGGUCAAAAAAUUGGAUAAAAGAUGGUAAACCUGCACCAGGAUUAUUGAAUAUGUUAAUUAAUAUGUUCUUAUCACCUGGUGUAGUAGAUGAAAAGUUAUACGUAGGCCAGGCCUUGGUGCAAGUUGUAUUAUUGUUAGCUGCAUUGAUAUGUGUUCCAUGGCUAUUACUUUACAAACCAUUAAUGUUAAAACGACAAAACGAUCUAUCAAUUAAAGUUGGAUAUCGAAGCUUUGGUGAUCAGCGAGCCCAGGAAAUACUUUUAGAGGCCGAAGAGCGCACGGGUAGUGAACUCCUUGUAGUAGAUUACAAUCAUGAUGAGAAUCUUGAAGAAGAGUUUAAUUUCGGCGAUAUAAUGAUCCAUCAGAUAAUUCACACAAUUGAGUUUUGUUUGAACUGUAUCUCUCAUACAGCUUCUUAUUUACGGUUGUGGGCUUUAUCCUUAGCCCACGCGCAAUUAUCCACUGUGUUAUGGUCAAUGACAAUCGAACAUGCCUUUACUGUCCAAAGACCUGGAUCAAUAUUGUCUGUUUUGAGAGUAGUGGUUUUGUUUGCGGUGUGGUUUAUAUUAACUGUUUGCAUUUUGGUCUUGAUGGAAGGCACCUCAGCAAUGUUACAUGCUUUACGUUUACACUGGGUUGAAGCUAUGUCAAAGUUUUUUGAAGGCGACGGCUAUGCAUAUGAACCAUUCUCCUUUAAGGGUAUUGAUAGCAAUAUUGAACUAUGA
Messenger RNA from Eremothecium cymbalariae DBVPG#7215, 2616 nucleotides. It is a transcript of the gene STV1, whose product is annotated as H(+)-transporting V0 sector ATPase subunit a. Bases 1 to 2616 code for a protein of 871 amino acids. The transcript has a single exon. The record is from RefSeq and is a predicted model, not a curated record. Gene Ontology annotation, molecular function: ATPase binding; proton-transporting ATPase activity, rotational mechanism. Gene Ontology annotation, cellular component: vacuolar proton-transporting V-type ATPase, V0 domain; fungal-type vacuole membrane; vacuolar proton-transporting V-type ATPase complex. Gene Ontology annotation, biological process: vacuolar acidification; proton transmembrane transport. NCBI's taxonomy places the organism in Eukaryota, Fungi, Ascomycota, Saccharomycetes, Saccharomycetales, Saccharomycetaceae.